Molecule: messenger RNA, 357 nt
Organism: Hypanus sabinus (Atlantic stingray)
Lineage: Eukaryota; Metazoa; Chordata; Chondrichthyes; Myliobatiformes; Dasyatidae
Gene: ccka
Product: cholecystokinin a
Exons: 2
Coding region: 1-357 (118 amino acids)
Biological process (GO): digestion
Cellular component (GO): axon; extracellular region
Molecular function (GO): neuropeptide hormone activity
Source: RefSeq, a predicted model, not a curated record
AUGAUCAGCGGGAUCUAUUUGUGUGUGUUUCUGGCUGUUCUGUCCUCGGGCUGCUUUGGUCGGCUCAGCAGUGGAACCGACGUUGGCCCCCCAAAUGGUGAGCUACAGCAAAGUGCACCCAUGCACCAGGGGAAGAUUCAACAAGCCCUCUUCACUGGCCAGGUGAAACCAGUUCCGAAUAGUGAGCAAAAAGCCAGCUUGGGAACCUUGCUCACUAGGUACCUCCAGAGAGUCAGGACUGGUUCUCUGGGAGCCCUGCAGAAACUGGACCUGCCCCACAGGAUAACUGAUAGGGAUUACAUGGGAUGGAUGGAUUUUGGUCGACGCAGUGCUGAAGAAUAUGAAUAUUCAGCAUAA